AUGGCGACUCACCACUACCAGUCCCCUGUUCUUCCAAUGAAUGUUCCCUCAAAGACCCCAGGACCCGCCAAUCUCUACCCCAUUAGCCGGGUGUCAGGCUCUCCGCCAGAUCUUUCUGAUGCAAGCACAACCACGGGCAGCCGCACCUCCGCUGGAUUCAGCUACAGCACCGGAAGUGCUGGCGGCGACUAUGAAUCCAGCACGGGGUCAUUCUCGAGUGUGGACGUCGUUGACGUUCUCAACGACCGCUUGCAAAAUGCCUUCGACCCGACUCCUUUGGACAAGGGAUUAGCUAUGCAAGCACAAGCAUCCGGUCAAUUAAAUGCCAAGCAGCGCGAACUCCUUGAAUUGCAGGCUCUGGCCCAGCGACGUUUGAAAGGUGUGCGCACAAGCUUCGCGGACGGAGUCAAGGUCGCGCGGGAAACUAAGCGGGAUCUUGAAUGGACUCAGAAGCGCGUAAAUACUCUGAAAUCGAAGGCCGAAAGCAUCCACCCUGAUGAAUACCGACGAGCAUCGAAGAAAUACACAUUCGACGACAACUAG
Molecule: messenger RNA, 543 nt
Organism: Aspergillus puulaauensis
Lineage: Eukaryota; Fungi; Ascomycota; Eurotiomycetes; Eurotiales; Aspergillaceae
Product: KxDL motif-containing protein
Exons: 3
Coding region: 1-543 (180 amino acids)
Biological process (GO): regulation of protein localization; endosome organization
Cellular component (GO): BLOC-1 complex; endosome
Source: RefSeq, a predicted model, not a curated record